AUGCUCAGCGCCAGGUUGGCGUUCUACGUGAUGGCCUCGCACUUGGGAUCCGCCGCCGCCGACGCGUUAUUGUACUUGAGGCACGCCUCCAUACACUCCUCGAACGUGUACGCCGUCGUGUGGCUCACAUCUGUCACGUUGCCGCGCCCGUUAGCCGUCGCCGUGUUCUUAGGCCAGUCGGUGAAUCAGUACUGCGUGACGACGGUCGUGCCGUCCCUGGCAUCAUAUGGUUUUGGCGUCUUGAAGUUGCAGCUGUUGGCUGCGAUGCCAUGGGUGCGGGACGUCGCCAGGGCCGAGGCGGCUCCGCUCGUCGACAAUAACGUAGAGGACGCCGUUAUUAUCAGCACGGACGAACUCACCAGCGAAAUAUCCAACGUUUAA
Molecule: messenger RNA, 381 nt
Organism: Purpureocillium takamizusanense
Lineage: Eukaryota; Fungi; Ascomycota; Sordariomycetes; Hypocreales; Ophiocordycipitaceae
Exons: 1
Coding region: 1-381 (126 amino acids)
Source: RefSeq, a predicted model, not a curated record